AUGAUGUGGCAAAAAUGAAACGAUUUAUUUCAUCUAUCCAAUGCCAUUUACACUAGCACAUUUAAAUCACAUCUAAAAUAUUAAGAAACCAAACGCCCACAUACAUCAAAUCUCAGCUUCGCGCAUCGUCCCCUCGGUUAACAAAAUCGCUGAAAUCGCAAAUGUCCUUCCGCCGCAAAGUCCGCGCUGCUGCUUCCGGAUUGUCAGUCUGAGCUGUUUCCGCCGCCAUUGCGGGUCUGAGCGAGUACCAUCCGUGCAGAGAGGGAAGAAAAAAACAACAUCAACCAUCUGGCGGAUCGGCUUGACACGACGAAAUCGAGACACUUGCAUUUUCCAUCUGAUAAAACCGGCAGUCCUGCACUCGGUCUGUUUUAAAUCGGGGCUGUCCGUGGAGAGGAGGUCGUCGGUCGCUAAAGCUAGGCAGAAAUAUUGCGAGGAGUCCGGCCGGGAGGAUUGAGAACAGAAAGCCCUAACCAUGGCUCAGAUCCUGCCUAUUCGCUUUCAGGAGCACCUGCAGCUCCAGAACCUGGGCAUAAACCCAGCGAACAUUGGGUUCAGCACCCUCACGAUGGAGUCGGAUAAGUUUAUCUGUAUCCGGGAAAAGGUGGGCGAGCAGGCCCAGGUGGUGAUUAUUGACAUGAGCGAUCCGAAUACUCCCAUCCGCAGGCCCAUCUCUGCAGACAGUGCCAUUAUGAACCCAGCCAGCAAAGUCAUUGCUCUUAAAGCUGCAAAAACCCUUCAGAUUUUCAACAUUGAGAUGAAGAGUAAGAUGAAGGCCCACACCAUGACCGAAGAUGUUACAUUUUGGAAGUGGAUCUCUCUCAAUACCGUAGCACUUGUGACGGACAAUGCCGUCUAUCACUGGAGUAUGGAAGGAGACUCGCAGCCUAUCAAAGUCUUUGACCGACAUUCAAGUUUAGCGGGCUGUCAGAUUAUUAACUACCGCACUGACGCCAAACAGAAAUGGUUGCUUCUAAUUGGAAUUUCAGCACAGCAAAACCGUGUUGUGGGUGCAAUGCAGCUUUACUCAGUGGACAGAAAGGUGUCACAGCCAAUUGAAGGCCACGCUGCUGGGUUUGCACAGUUUAAAAUGGAGGGGAAUGCAGAGGAAUCCACACUUUUUUGCUUUGCUGUUCGGGGACAAGCUGGAGGAAAGUUGCACAUUAUAGAGGUUGGGACACCUCCAUCAGGUAAUCAGCCUUUUCCAAAGAAAGCAGUGGACGUAUUCUUCCCUCCAGAAGCCCAGAAUGACUUCCCAGUUGCUAUGCAGAUAAGCUCCAAGCAUGAUGUUGUGUUUCUCAUCACCAAAUAUGGAUACAUCCACUUGUAUGACCUUGAGACCGGCACGUGCAUCUAUAUGAACAGGAUCAGCGGAGAAACCAUUUUUGUAACGGCCCCUCAUGAAGCCACUUCUGGAAUCAUCGGCGUCAACCGGAAAGGACAGGUGCUGUCCGUGUGCGUGGAGGAAGAGAACAUCAUCCCUUACAUCACCAAUGUUCUGCAGAACCCCGACCUGGCCCUCAGGAUGGCCGUCCGCAAUAACUUGGCAGGUGCCGAGGAACUCUUUGCCCGCAAAUUCAACAACCUUUUUGCUGGUGGCAACUACUCUGAGGCUGCCAAAGUGGCUGCAAAUGCACCGAAGGGCAUUCUGCGCACUCCAGACACCAUUCGUCGCUUCCAGAGCGUUCCGGCUCAGCCCGGUCAGACCUCUCCCCUGCUGCAGUAUUUUGGGAUACUGUUAGACCAGGGCCAGCUGAACAAGUUCGAAUCAUUGGAGCUAUGCAGGCCAGUUUUACAGCAAGGCCGCAAGCAGCUCCUGGAGAAGUGGCUAAAGGAGGAUAAGCUGGAGUGCUCUGAGGAACUGGGGGAUCUGGUGAAGUCUGUAGACCCGACUCUUGCGCUCAGCGUUUAUCUAAGGGCCAAUGUUCCCAACAAAGUUAUCCAGUGUUUUGCCGAAACUGGACAGUUCCAGAAAAUUGUACUGUAUGCGAAAAAGGUUGGCUACACUCCAGAUUGGAUCUUCCUGUUGAGGAACGUGAUGAGGAUCAGUCCAGAACAAGGUCUGCAGUUUUCUCAAAUGCUCGUUCAAGAUGAAGAACCUUUGGCUGACAUUACUCAGAUUGUGGACGUUUUUAUGGAAUAUAAUCUGAUACAGCAGUGCACAUCUUUCUUGUUGGACGCCUUGAAGAACAACCGCCCCACCGAGGGUCCUUUGCAGACUCGUCUUUUGGAGAUGAACCUGAUGCAUGCUCCACAGGUGGCUGAUGCUAUUUUGGGCAACCAGAUGUUCACUCACUAUGACCGCGCACAUGUGGCUCAGCUGUGUGAGAAGGCAGGUCUUCUGCAGAGAGCUCUGGAGCACUACACCGACCUGUAUGAUAUCAAACGGGCUGUGGUUCACACCCAUCUGCUUAACCCCGAGUGGCUGGUGAAUUUUUUUGGCUCUUUGUCGGUGGAGGACUCUUUGGAGUGUCUGAGAGCAAUGUUGUCUGCCAACAUUAGGCAGAACCUUCAGAUAUGCGUCCAGGUGGCCUCCAAGUAUCACGAGCAGCUCUCCACCCAGGGCCUAACCGAACUCUUCGAGUCCUUCAAGAGCUUUGAGGGUCUGUUCUACUUCCUGGGCUCCAUUGUGAACUUCAGCCAGGAUCCAGAGGUUCAUUUUAAAUAUAUCCAGGCUGCCUGCAAAACUGGUCAAAUUAAAGAAGUUGAGAGAAUCUGCAGAGAGAGCAACUGUUACGAUCCUGAGCGCGUAAAGAACUUUCUUAAGGAGGCGAAACUAACCGACCAGCUGCCCCUCAUUAUUGUAUGUGACCGCUUUGACUUUGUCCACGACCUUGUGCUCUACCUGUAUCGCAACAACCUGCAGAAGUACAUUGAGAUCUACGUGCAAAAGGUGAACCCCAGCCGUCUGCCUGUGGUGAUCGGAGGGUUGUUGGAUGUGGACUGCUCUGAGGACGUCAUCAAAAACCUCAUUCUGGUGGUCAGAGGGCAGUUUUCUACUGAUGAACUGGUGGCCGAGGUGGAGAAAAGGAACAGACUGAAGCUGCUCCUACCGUGGUUGGAGGCUCGUAUCCAUGAGGGAUGUGAAGAACCGGCUACCCAUAAUGCUCUGGCUAAGAUCUACAUCGACAGCAACAACAACCCUGAGCGCUUCCUCCGAGAGAACCCUUUCUAUGACAGUCGCGUGGUGGGCAAAUACUGCGAGAAGAGGGACCCUCAUCUAGCCUGUGUGGCUUACGAGAGAGGACAGUGUGACCAAGAGCUCAUCCAUGUUUGCAACGAGAAUUCUCUCUUCAAAAGUCUUUCCCGAUACCUUGUUCGUCGAAAGGAUCCUGAGCUGUGGGCUAGUGUGCUUCUGGAAAGCAAUCCCUACAGGAGACCUUUGAUCGACCAGGUUGUUCAGACCGCCCUCUCUGAGACCCAAGACCCCGAGGAGGUCUCUGUUACUGUCAAAGCUUUCAUGACCGCCGACCUGCCCAAUGAGCUCAUUGAACUUCUGGAGAAGAUUGUCCUGGACAACUCGGUGUUCAGCGAACACAGGAACCUGCAAAACCUUCUGAUCCUGACCGCCAUCAAAGCAGACCGCACUCGUGUCAUGGAGUACAUCAACCGCCUGGACAAUUACGACGCCCCAGACAUCGCUAACAUUGCCAUCAGCAAUGAGCUCUUCGAAGAGGCUUUCGCAAUCUUCAGGAAAUUUGACGUGAACACAUCAGCAGUACAGGUUCUUAUCGAGCACAUUGGCAAUCUGGACCGAGCCUAUGAGUUUGCUGAGCGCUGUAAUGAGCCUGCGGUGUGGAGUCAGUUGGCUAAAGCUCAGCUGCAGAAGGGUUUGGUAAAGGAGGCCAUUGACUCGUACAUCAAAGCUGAUGAUCCUUCAGCGUACAUGGAAGUGGGACAAGCUGCGGCACAAAGCGGAAACUGGGAGGAUCUGGUGAAGUUCCUGCAGAUGGCUCGUAAGAAGGCCCGGGAAUCGUACGUGGAGACCGAGCUGAUCUUUGCCUUGGCUAAGACCAACCGCCUGGCUGAACUGGAAGAGUUUAUAAAUGGGCCUAACAACGCACACAUCCAACAAGUUGGUGACCGAUGCUACGAUGAAAAGAUGUACGAGGCAGCUAAACUACUUUAUAACAACGUGUCCAACUUUGGGCGCCUGGCUUCGACUCUGGUGCAUCUCGGCGAGUAUCAGGCGGCUGUCGACGGAGCCCGCAAAGCCAACAGCACGAGGACCUGGAAAGAGGUUUGCUUCGCCUGUGUUGAUGGAAAGGAGUUUCGCUUGGCUCAGAUGUGUGGAUUGCAUAUUGUUGUACAUGCUGACGAACUUGAGGAGCUCAUCAACUAUUACCAGGACCGUGGAUAUUUCGAGGAGCUGAUCACUAUGUUGGAGGCGGCGCUCGGGCUGGAGCGUGCUCACAUGGGGAUGUUUACAGAGCUGGCUAUCCUAUACUCCAAAUUUAAACCGCAGAAGAUGAGGGAGCACCUGGAGCUCUUCUGGUCCAGGGUCAACAUUCCCAAGGUUUUGAGAGCAGCUGAGCAGGCUCACCUAUGGGGAGAGCUAGUCUUCCUGUACGAUAAAUAUGAGGAGUAUGACAAUGCUAUUAUCACUAUGAUGAACCAUCCGGCAGAUGCCUGGAAGGAGAGUCAGUUUAAAGACAUCAUAACCAAGUAUUGUUGUCUUUUGCAGGUGGCCAAUGUUGAGCUGUACUAUAAAGCCAUUCAGUUUUAUCUGGAGUUUAAACCUUUGUUACUGAACGACCUGCUGAUCGUACUUUCCCCGCGACUUGACCACACCCGUGCCGUCAACUUCUUCAGCAAGGUCAAACAGUUGUCAUUGGUGAAGCCGUACCUGCGGUCUGUACAGAACCACAAUAACAAGAGUGUAAAUGAGGCACUAAAUAAUCUCUUCAUCACAGAAGAAGAUUACCAGGCUCUGCGCACAUCUAUUGACGCCUACGACAACUUCGACAACAUCUCUCUGGCUCAGAGCCUGGAGAAGCACGAACUCAUCGAGUUCAGGCGAAUCGCCGCCUACCUCUUCAAAGGCAACAACCGCUGGAAGCAAAGUGUGGAGCUUUGCAAGAAAGACAAACUCUACAAGGAUGCAAUGCAGUACGCUUCAGAGUCUAAAGACAUUGAGCUGGCUGAGGAGCUUCUACAGUGGUUCUUGGAAGAAGACAAGAAAGAGUGUUUUGCUGCCUGCCUCUUCACCUGCUAUGACCUGCUAAGGCCCGAUGUGGUGCUGGAGACCGCAUGGAGGCACAACCUCAUGGACUUCUCCAUGCCCUACUUCAUUCAGGUCAUGAGGGAGUACCUCUCCAAGGUUGAUGCAAUUAAGGAAAAGGUUGAUAAAUUGGAUGCUUCAGAGUCUUUGAGGAAAGAGGAAGAGCAACUCACAGAGGCACAACCCAUCGUCUAUGGCACACCCCAGCUAAUGCUCACUGCAGGCCCCAAUGUCGCUGUACCCCCACAGCAGCCUUACGGCUACGGCUACCCCACAGCGCCUGGCUACGGCCAACCCGCACAGCCAGGCUUUGGCUAUGGCAUGUAGAGUCCUCCUGCCUGCAGCUGUCCAUCCAACUCUCCUUAAGUUUCUUACUAGCUUAUUGUGGUCUACUCACAAGGUUAUAUAAAGUAAAAAAGGAUACACGUUUUAAAUUAUUUUCCUUGAAAUGCAACGAAGGACAUUUUUAUUUGUGUUGUCAAAGAAAAUAAUCGGACCACAUCUUUUGUUAUUUCACAUUCCAUAUUUAAGGCUACUACGUUUUCUUUCUUGGAGGCAAUUUUUUUUUAAGGGGGCAUGGGUUGUGUAUGUAAGUCGAGUUGUGAGACGAGCAAUUAACCUUAAAAUAUGUCAUGAAGCAUCUGAUUUGCACUCUUGUGAGAGGAAACUAAUGUAGAACUCUUAAUUUUGAUGUAUUGUAUGUGAAGAGCUUACACUGUCAAUCUGUUUAAUGCAUUUCAUUAUUGUAUAUUCUGAAAAAGGUUAAAACAAUAUUUGAACAUGAUCGUAUGCAUCCAUGGGUACAUUUAGCUAACACUAAGUAAUAAUCUGAUAUUCUACACAAAUAUGUAGCUGUAUGGAAAUUUUAAGUGCAUACAGACAUGAAUAUAGUAAACGAUUUUAAUCCCUUAGCCGAAACUGGUUCCCCGAUCAACCUCGUAGUUGUAAACAUCUCAUUCACUCCAUGUGUAACAGGUGACCUUUCCUUGUAUUGAAUACAGUACUCUUUCUUGUGUGAAUCCAUUUCCAUAAAUGAGCAAGGGAUACAUUGAUCCUUCUGACUUCUGUGUUUACUCAUCCAGUUCUUUGUAUUAAGGUUCGUGUGUGUGUGUGUGCCAGUUGUUGUGCUGUUCUAGCUCAAUAUUUGCAGUGUACAGAAGAAUUAAUACACAAUGGAUACCAAUUCUUUGUCCUCCUGUAAGUUUGUGUGCGAUCUGCAGAUCGUAAAAUAGAGGAAUACAUUUACAGGAUUGUGAUUAUUUUGGUGGCUUGAUUGUAAAUUGGCAAAGAUUAAAAUGAAACUCAUCCAUUCUCCAUCAUA
This is a messenger RNA of Paramisgurnus dabryanus, 6542 nucleotides long. RefSeq names its product clathrin, heavy chain b (Hc) (gene cltcb). Lineage: Eukaryota; Metazoa; Chordata; Actinopteri; Cypriniformes; Cobitidae. Gene Ontology annotation, molecular function: structural molecule activity; clathrin light chain binding. The record is from RefSeq and is a predicted model, not a curated record. Gene Ontology annotation, biological process: receptor-mediated endocytosis; intracellular protein transport; mitotic cell cycle. Gene Ontology annotation, cellular component: clathrin coat of coated pit; clathrin coat of trans-Golgi network vesicle; clathrin-coated endocytic vesicle.